GAUGAAUCUGUCGUGGAAGCCGCAGAUGAAAUUGCUGACCGCAUAGCUGCGAAGUACGGGGGUGCAGCGUCAUGGAGCAAGCGACGCGUCGUUGUUGAGGAUGAGAACGGUGAUGGUCGUCUUGCAUCUUUCCUACCACAAUCAGAAGCACCAAAUGCAGCACUACCAAGACAGAAGGCGCAGAAAAUGAACAAGAAGAAAACUUCAACGAACCUCACGGGAGGAGAAAAAGCUACAGCUACAAGCGUAAAGUCUCUUCCUGAUGACGAUCUUCUUCAUAAAAAAGUAAUGUACUACUAUCAGCAUGGAUCUGGUACGACAGGCCAUUAUAAUCCCGAGGCUGAGUACUCUGAUCAAAGAACUUUUUCAACUCUCCAUCAUAUUCUUUGCAAUGUGGCUCCCAGUGUUGCAGUCGAAUACGCGUCGAAAGCGCCUCCAGGGCCUAGAGUCUUUGUAAAAGAAGGGGAUGGAAGCAGUCGUCGCGUCAAAAAGAAGACCGUCACAGACAUUGGGGCUAAUCAGUUCUUCUCUAGGGUUUACUUGAGUUGCCCUGCUCCUCCAGUUGAUCGAGUAAGAAUCAAUCAGCCGAAAUUUGAGAGGGUGUACGUUGACAAGGAGAAGCAGCAAGUCAUCGGAAGCACAAAUAGCAGCAGAGGCGGCAGUAGUGUUUUGAUUGAUAGCAGCACUAAUAGCAACAGCAGCGGCGAUAAUGAUGUGGAUGUACCACAAGCAACGUCGACUGCCACAACAGCAAACGCGCUUCAACCAUCAGGCGCUGCGAUGCAUGUGGAGCAAGUAGAGGCUCACGAGUCGUCUGCUCGGCUUACUUCCGAUAAUUUUCGUGAGGUUCAUGGACCAGCUAGGUGCGAGCUGUAUGUUCCAACACAUACUCAACUAUACGAAAAAGUGAUGUGGAGUGAUGUUGAGCAGGAAGAACUUCUGAAACUAGAUCGAGCAUGUCAGCUUUCUAACGACAGUAGUUUUGUCAUAUUUUCCCCGAAGACUGACACAGGCGACUUAGAUCUUGCGCUUGAUGCGGGUGGUUGCGUGGCAGCAGAUGAUCGCUUCCAAAAAACGCUUGUGUGGGUCUUGAGGUGUCUCACGCAUCAAGUGGCACUCGCACAAGAGGAAGUUUGCGAUGAGUUCUUCAGGAUCGCUGGCUUUUCUCGCUUGAAGUUUGAGAAGCGAGCGUAUUUGAUGGUAUUCGAGUUAGUUUCUUACUCUUUGCCCUCGUAGUACAUAUUGACUCUCCUCUAUGUGCUUUCUUGUGUUUCGCUUUCGUAUAAGAGAGACUACGCGCCUACGCGUCCAAUAAAUGCUCCAUUCGUAUUCAUCGACUUCGAGCUCGCAGGUGCAAUGGAUAUGACAUACAGCUUCUCACCUUAAAUGAAUUUGGGACGUUCUAUCUCUACACACAGGCACUCGCCGUCAAGAACAACCAGAAAAAAGUUGCAGACUUGAUGGACACGCUACUACACCGCGUAUCGAGGGUGGUUCCAGUGGAGUCAAGUGCUAUCAGAAAGCGCCGGGUGGGCGUAGAGGGUUUUGCGUAUACAAUGAAAGCGGCGCAAGAAGAUGACAGCGACAUUACAAAGGUCGUCACACGAGACGAGUUGCGGUGUACUUCGUGCAUAUUUUUUGACUCGAGCUUGAAGCUAAGCUUUUUGCUGUACAAUCUCUGUCUUUGGAGGUACGUAUACCAGACUCGAAUUCCUACCAGUAAUAAACUGAUCUGAUGCGCGUGCUUAUAUGAGAACUAUAUACUCACUUGUACCUCAUAGGUGAAGCAGGGAAGAAGAAAGAAAAAGACUGCAUGAAGCGGGACGAAUAUUUUCGCUAUGCCGACUUCGAAAGAGUAGAGGGUGAAGAGACAUGGACAGUUCCACCAUCAAAGAGCGAAAAGAAGCUAGAAAAAGAGCGGUUUCGGCGAUGGUUUGUUUUCCAGUUAUUACGAUGGAACCGCUACGGCACAGUUGCGCAAGCGUGUAUGCGUAUGCUUCGCGCAGAAGGAUUGGGGCUGUUCUUCGUUCUCGGCAAGCUCCACAAGUCGUACGUUGACGAGGCAACGCCCGAGUUUGAAUCUCCGAAGAAGGGUACAGCUGUGUCUUAUGGUGAUAGAGGCUUGCGUGUAUGUUUCUACUACUCCACGCGCAACAAAUAGACGUCUGGCAUGAGUAUAAGACAGUGAGUUCAUCGCUUUGAUGACACUCAUCUACUUCGUGUUUGCUAUGUAUUCACCAACGCAGACCACUUCUUCUUUUCUCCGACUUUCGCCACUCAAACUCAAUAACCUUAAUUACGCCCAUCGUGUAGACCUUACUUACAACAGACACGCACUUGCAGACAGUAGUUCUGAACUACUUUGUAGUUCUUAUCACACGUCCCGCGGAUGUAAUGCAGCGGCUGCAGCUACGAAGGAGUCGGCCUAUGUCUUCUGCAGAGGUUGGGUUCUUCUUCCAGACCGAGUACAUCUUCGUUAGAAAUCUACUGCGUAAUUUGGAACAGAUUUUAGACGAGCUGUUCGUUAUGACCGGAAUCGAUUUCGAUAAUCAGCUAGAUCUACAGGCGCAAGUCUUGAAGACCCAUAUCGACAUACUGCGCAGAGUUGCACUGUGGGCGCUUGUAGUGGAAAAGAGCAUUCUUGCGUGGCGGUGCUCUUUCAAUGGAGUUGCUGGGGGCCAGAAUAGCCAUCUUGAUUUCCUCAACCAGUACGAAAGUUGUACUUCUUCGGAAGCCAAAAAAGCAGAAAUUACCAAGCUACUAGGUACGUCGGUGCGGCUGGAUAGAAGCGAUCCUGGUACGAUCAGCUUGCAAUCGCUUCAGAAGCUCUUGGAGAAAAUGAACGAACAACAACAAGUGAAGACAGUAGAUGACUUAGUUGUGUGGCAACCGAAGCCAAGUACUGAACUGGUUGAGCGGCAGCUUGGCCGUUGGAAAUUACGCCAGAACGAUCUACAUCCAAAAUCACAAAGCACGCUAGAUGAAGAAGGAGGGAGCUGGGAGUAUCGAAUAUGCAGAGAUCAAGAUAAGCAGCUUUUUGAUGAUGUUGUAGAGACAAACGCGCGUCUACGAACGCAACACGCGGAGCGGUUUUCUGCUGUUCCUGCUAAGCAGAAGAAACGAUCUAGAGGCUACCGCAAGUUUCUAGAAGUCUGGGGUCGCGUGCAGCUAACAGGUGAUAAGGAAGAGAAGGAGAAGAGUGGAUUGAAGUUGUGGACGCAGCUGUCGCAGAAAGAAAAAGACCAGUUUGCAAGUGAUGAAGCAACAGAAAACCUGCAGUUCUACUUGCGUGCGCGACGUGCUCGAGAGGACCACGCACCUUGGAACAUUACACAACAUGACGAAGCCGUUCUUCGACGUGAGGGCGCAUUGAUCUACCAGCGAAAAUACUACGCAGCAGUUGAGGCAGCAUGCGUCGAGUACUUCACGCGCUGCACGUCAUGUAGACCGAUACCAUCGGUGGAACGAAAGCGCUUGGCAAACGGAGAGGAAAUCACGAAGGGCAUGCUGGCGAAGAACUGGUGGAAAGAAACAGAGAAGGAAUGGUCCGAGGUAACAACUACUUCCGCGAAGGAUGAGGCCAACACCGUUCGUUACAAGCAGAAGCCUCCGGCAAGCCGAUUAGCUGGGAUUCUGGCGCGUUUCAUCAUGAUCAACCGCAAACAGGAAAAGAAGCUGAAGUCAGGGCUACCGGUUCAUCUGCAACUAGAUGACUCUAGCGACGAGGAAACGAAAGCAGUACAAAGAGCGAAGCAUGCCGAGAAUCUUGCUCUCGAAGAUGAAAGGAUUCCCCAGCUUUUAGGGCUGGUCUUUUUGGAUACGCAGAAGUCGUACGUGAUAACGAAAAUCCGGAAGACGCCGUAUGAAUAUUGUGCAGUAGAGGUGAAGUUCGUAGACGUCAGUAACGCGACAGCUCUUGAUCCGCCUCCUUUUGUAGUUGGUGGCAAGUCUACACCUUCUAACACCACUCGCGACAGAGCUUCGCCCGACGAUGCAGACGUGGAUCGUAUUCCCACCAUCGACGGGCUUCCAGAUGAAUUGCUUGACGAAGACUACAACGCAAAGUCAAGAGGCGGGUACGGUCGACGUGCGAUAAUCGACGACACCGCGUUUGUCUGCGAGAACCGGAACGAUGUGGAUAGAAACACAAGACCAUUUCGCAUGUUUGAGUGUUGUCUAACGUUGAUUCCUGAAGACCCUUCCAUAGUAGGCAUCGAGUUCAUGAAUCAGCUCGAAAUCGGGGAGAAAAAGGAACUUCCUGAACAUCUCAAGAAGAAGAGAAAAGCGGCUCCAGAAGGAGGGGCUGCAAAGGCUAGAGCAGCUCCCAAAGCGAAAAGGCAGAAGACGGAGAAUGUUGCAGCAGUAGCUGAAGAGAUACAUCUCACCAAGAUGAAGAUGAAGAAGGCAUCCGCUGGCGCUAGUGCCAGUAGUGUCGCUGCAGCUCUUGCUUCAGGGUCAGCCGGACAAGUAGAUGCGGGAGAGGAACCAGCUUCAAUGGAAGUAGAUGGGGAUGCGUUGGGUCCGAUUGCAAGGCGUCUCGGUACCUCCCUUCCUUGUAUGUUGGCAAUAAGUGUGACACUCAGUGAUGUUCUUGACGUCGGCUCGUGAGUAGUUGCAUCUCUCAAAUCAAGCGAAAUCGCUCAAAUCUUGAAUACUCCUCUAUUUUCCAGAUACUACCGGUACUGCAGCUGCUGAAAACGACGCUGAAUCUGGUCAGACCGUGACCAGAACCUAUCGACUGAUGCCAGAGCCGAAUCCAAAAGCGAAGGCGAAAGCCCGUCUUCUACCAGAAGUUGGAGUUCAUUCCGAGACUCCAGGAAACGUCAUGGACAUACGCACCGCGGAAGAAGCACGGAGAGGCGCUAUCGAGCGUGACGAAGAGCGAAACCGGCUUACGUCGCUCAUUCCGCGAGACAUGCUUCCGCCUGGAUUUGAUGUGGCGGGAGAUGCCGAUGGAUCUCGUUUUCGAGCGGUGGUUCCAUCGAACCUAGUGGGGCAUGUGCAGCAACUGCUAGACGCGGGAGCAGCUCUGUUUACACCAGGUCGAUUGGGUGUGCGAACCUUCACCACCAAGAGUAAGACGGAACUUGAUGAACGGGUUGCAGGGUGUUGGUGCAUGUUGUGGGCAUGGCGCAUUUUCAUUCUAAUUACUGUAUCGAAAAGAAAUCCCAAGGUAGGAACGCAGAAACGAGCCAUCCAAUUCGUUAUGAAGUAUGAAAUGAAAAUGUAUAACUUUCGGAAGCAGGUACUAGGUCCUUGGGAGUCACAACUAUCUGAAGAGCAGAAGAAUAUGCUAGACGCAGUUGGGAAAAUAGAGAACGUUAGUUACAAAAUUGCUUGGAAUGUGUUGCCACUGAAGUACGAUAAGAGUGGGAGGGCCAUAUAUAGACAGGGAGGAGACUCCAGCCCCUCAAGUAGUAAUAGUAGUAGCAGUAGUAGCUCUUCGAGUAGUUCUGCAUCGCAAGACCUUGAUGACGAUGAUCAGUAGGCUCAGUCUCGCAUAGUGGUGAUAUCUGUACCCGCGUGCUUCCUGUGUUCUUCCAGUAGUUACCUUGUCUUUUUGGAAGAAAUACCAUUGGGAAACGCGUUUCGUUGAUCUUCGUAAGGUAGAAAGUCCCGAAAACGAACUCGUAUUGAAGUUUGGAAGGUUCUAAGAAGGGCGCGGCAUAUAGCAG
Molecule: messenger RNA, 5675 nt
Organism: Amoebophrya sp. A25
Lineage: Eukaryota; Dinophyceae; Syndiniales; Amoebophryaceae
Source: the annotation of a GenBank genome assembly